Molecule: messenger RNA, 1029 nt
Organism: Aspergillus niger
Lineage: Eukaryota; Fungi; Ascomycota; Eurotiomycetes; Eurotiales; Aspergillaceae
Exons: 1
Coding region: 1-1029 (342 amino acids)
Source: RefSeq, a predicted model, not a curated record
AUGCACAGCCAAGACUCACCCCGCCGUCUUCUCUUGGUCAGCGUUCCCCGAACUGCGUCCAAUUUGCUCCUGAAGAUCCUCAAUAUCCCUGGCCAGCCCAACACCAUCACAGCAGAUCGGGGCGGCUAUUUCUUCUACAAUGCCUUCCUCACUGUCGCUAAAGACGGUCGACUCACACAGGCCCCCUCGGAAUGGACCGAUGAAGCCAAACAUGAGGUCCAGUCAACCUUCCAAGAAUGCUUUGACCAUCUAGAGGAGAUGUGCGCUCUAGCUGAGCGAGAGAACAAGACCAUGUUCGCCAAGGAACAUUCCUUCUGGCUCUCCAAUCCCAUGGCCUUCAUGCAAGCUAUACACGGACCUGAGAAGGGCCCUUAUGACUUUUCAACCUUCCAGGUCAAUGUGCCUAGCGCCUAUGGUCCUACACGGACGUUUUCCACCAACAACAAGACAAUCCUCCCAGACGAGUAUCUACGCACAUGGACAAUGGCAUUCAUCAUCCGCCAUCCAGCCACAGUGUUUCCCUCAUUCUGCCGGGCCAUGAAUAAAAUCUCCGAUUUGGGCUUCAUGGACACCAAGAUACUACCAGGAACCCUACUCACGAACAUGACCCUCCAUUGGACCCGGUCACUAUUCGAUUGGUCUGUCGAGCAAACCGGAACCACUCCGCUGCUUCUGGACGCCUACGAUGUUAUCCACAAUCCGGAUGCUGUCACCAAAUUCUGUGAACUAGCGGGUCUAGACCCCAGCAAGCUUCAGUUUCAGUGGGAGAGAGGAGUGCAAGCGGGUGGCGGCGCACGGCAAAAUGGAGAUGUGUUUGACUGGGAUACAGGAAAGUCGGUUAUGCUGUCUACUUUGAAUGAAUCGUCGGGUGUCAUGAAGAGCAAAGAGCCCGCAGUGGUGGAUAUCCCAACUGAGGUGAAGAAGUGGCAGUUGGAGUUUGGAGAGGAGAUGGCACAGUUGAUAGAGAAGGCGGUUCAUGAUGCGAUGCCGGAUUAUGAGUAUCUUAGAGCCCGGAGGGUGACUGUUUAG